Messenger RNA from Mauremys mutica (yellowpond turtle), 1359 nucleotides. RefSeq names its product pirin (gene PIR). The transcript has 10 exons. Gene Ontology annotation, cellular component: nucleus. Gene Ontology annotation, molecular function: quercetin 2,3-dioxygenase activity. NCBI's taxonomy places the organism in Eukaryota, Metazoa, Chordata, Testudines, Geoemydidae. The record is from RefSeq and is a predicted model, not a curated record. The coding region runs from base 168 to 1043 and encodes 291 amino acids. Gene Ontology annotation, biological process: monocyte differentiation.
GGCGAUGGGAUGAUUGUGCUGACUCAUGCUGAGUUAGUUACUGUGAAGUGCAGAGCAGAGGGAGUUAAAUUAAAAGCAAUCUGUGGUUUGCAGGCAUUGCAAUCCUGCACCAGAUAGGGAGCAGUAAGAUUUUUGAAGUCUUGAAAACUGCAUCUUCUUUCAGAAGGAUGGUAACUCUGAGGAAAGUUAUCAAAACUGUACUCAGCAUUGAGCAGGCGGAAGGGGUUGGGGCACGUGUUCGGAGAAGCAUUGGCAGGCCUGAGUUAAAAAAUGUGGAUCCUUUUUUGUUGCUUGAUGAAUUCAAAGGAGGUAAACCAGCUGGCUUUCCUGAUCACCCCCAUCGGGGUUUUGAGACGGUAACUUACCUGUUAGAUGGUGGCUCUAUAGCCCAUGAAGAUUUUUGCGGACAUGCUGGUAAAUUGAACCCAGGAGAUUUACAGUGGAUGACAGCAGGGCGGGGUAUUCUUCAUGCAGAGAUGCUCUGCUCAGAGGAACCAGCACAUGCUCUGCAACUCUGGGUCAAUUUGAGAAGUUCAGAGAAAAUGGUGGAACCCCAAUACCAAGAACUGAAAAACAAAGACAUCCCCAAACCCUCCGAGAAUGGUGUGACUGUGUCUGUCAUUUCAGGAGAGGCACUGGGUGUAAAGUCAAAGGUAUAUACCCGCACACCAACAUUAUAUCUGGACUUCAAGCUGGACAAAGGAGCCAAGCACAUUCAGCCAGUUCCCAAAGGAUGGACAUCUUUUAUUUACACUCUGUCUGGCAAUCUGUAUGUUGGAUCUGAUGAUGCCCAACAGAAAAUCGAGCCCCAUCAUACAGCGGUGUUGGACGAUGGUGACGGUGUUCAGUUAGAAAACAAGGGUCCUGAAAUAAGCCAUUUUGUCUUAGUCGCUGGGGAACCGAUUAAGGAAUCCGUGGUACAACAUGGGCCAUUUGUGAUGAAUACUCAGGAAGAAAUUAUCCAAGCAAUUGAUGAUUACAGAAAUGCAAAAAAUGGAUUUGAGAGAGCUGCCACCUGGAAGUCAAAGAUAGGAAACCAAUGAUCUGCAAUGUUAAGAGUGUAGCUGGGUGUUUCAUAUUUACAUAAUUAGGGUCUGAUCCUGCAAACCCUUACACAUGUGAGUAGUCCUGUUGCCUUCAGUGGAACUACUCAUAUGCGUAAAAAUUACUGGAUCAGGCCAGUAGCGUAUAUUUAGUAUAAAUAAUUACCAAGGUGUGUAUGUGUGAAUAAUGUUUUUUGAGGGUUAAUGCUACAUUUUUGCAUAUAUAUGUAUAUGUGUGUGGAAAUGCAUUAAGUGAUUUUGUUUUGGUGUACAAAAUAUAUUUCUCUUUUGCUGCAAUAAAGACUUUCAUUUUAAA